This is a messenger RNA of Anthonomus grandis grandis, 1871 nucleotides long. Its product is annotated as juvenile hormone esterase-like. The transcript is spliced from 10 exons. The record is from RefSeq and is a predicted model, not a curated record. Bases 101 to 1753 code for a protein of 550 amino acids. NCBI's taxonomy places the organism in Eukaryota, Metazoa, Arthropoda, Insecta, Coleoptera, Curculionidae.
AAAGUAUUUGUUUUUUAAACAUAAUCAAUAAUUAAUCUUAUCUAAUAUUAUUUCAGCUUUUUGAAAAACAAAAAAUACAUUAUUAUUUUAUUAGUUCAAAAUGAUGCUCCUGUUGCAAGUGAUUUUGUUUUUUGCUAGCCUGUUCUGUUCUUUUAUCAGAGCUAGCCCUAUUCCAGAUAAUCUUACAGUAACCAUAUCAGAUGGAACUAUUCGGGGUACAACUUAUACCACUGGCAAUGGCAAGACCUAUUAUGGAUUUCAAGGGAUCCCAUUCGCUAUUCCACCCCUUGGAGAGUUAAGACUAGAACCUGCUCAACCAGUGAAACCGUGGGAUGGUAUCUUAGAUACCACACAAGAGUCUAAAGGCUGUAUCACCGAUGGUUACUUGUCCCAUCCUGAUGUUGAAAGUGAAGAUUGUUUGUACCUUAAUGUUUUUGUACCCAAUGUCGAGUCCACUGAAACUUUACCAGUUAUGGUUUGGAUUUAUGGUGGAGCGUUCGUCAGUGGCAGUGCCAGUAAAUAUUAUUACGGACCCGAUUUUUUGAUUGAAAAAGACGUCAUAGUAGUCACUCUUAAUUAUCGAUUAAAUGUGUUUGGUUUUAUAUCUACAGAAGACUCGAAUCUGCCAGGAAAUUUGGGACUUAAAGAUCAAAACUUAGCUUUGAAGUGGGUACAGAAAAAUAUUGGCUAUUUCGGUGGUGAUGCUGAAAAAGUAACCUUGUUUGGUCAAAGUGCUGGUGGCACCUCUGUUGGGUUACAUUUGAUUAGUAAACAAUCUAAAGGGUUAUUUCGGGCAGCAAUAUUAGAAAGUGGAUCAGCCCUAGUUACUUGGUCAGUAGACUGGGUGGCUAAACAGUUGGCAUUUAAAAUCGGCAACAAUAUUCCUAAUGCUGAUUUUGGGGACGACUCAAAAGCUCUUAAAGAUUUUUUAAAGAAUAGAACUGUUGAAGAAAUUAUGACUGCUUAUACCGAAGCAGUUUCAGGAAUAGAUCACAUUUAUCCAACCAUAGAGCUGGAAAGUGAAGACGCUUUUGUAUCCGAAUCUCACUAUGAAUUAGUUGUCAGCGGUGAUUUUAAUCAAGUGCCCAUUUUGGUUGGUGUGUGCUCGGAGGAAUCCUUGAUGGGACUUAAAAAUCUUAAUAAUGCCCGAAAAAUCGGUCAAGGCUUCGAUAAUAUUCCAGAAACUACAAUUCCUAAUGAUCUCCGGCCAAAUUCCAGUGAUACUACUAUAGUGGCUCAGGAAAUCAAAAACAUUUAUUUUCAAGAAAAUGAGUUAUAUGCUGAAAAUCUAGUCGGCUUGGCCGAGUAUUAUAGUGAUAAUAGAUACACAAGAGGGGUUAUUAAGCAAGCAGAGCUAUCAUCGAAAUUUGUACCAGUAUACUUCUAUGAAUUUGCUUACUACGGUAGACCCAUUACUAAGGCUUUUAUACCAGGCGCAGAAAGGGCUGGCCAUGCUGCUGAGCUUCCAUUUCUAUUCAAUAGAACCGGAAGUUCUAGUGAUAUUGAUGAAGACCUAUUGACUCAAAAUCGCAUUGUUACUUUAUGGACUAAUUUUGCAAAAUAUUUAAACCCCACUCCUAUUAAGGACGAAUUAUUUCAAAACCUGACGUGGCCAACAGCAACUCCUGAAAAUCUACAAUAUUUAAGCAUUAACAAUACUUUGGAGAUCAGAUCACACUUCAAAAAGGAAUCUUACGCAAAAUGGAAUCAGAUAUAUGAAAAAUACGGUGCUAAACCAUAUAUUACUUUCUAGUACCUCCAAUCAUGAUUUAACCACAAUAAGUUUAGUUUUGCAACCAUAUCAAUUGGCCUCUUUGAAUAUACUUUAUAAAUAUGCAUCAGAAAUAUAUGUACGUCUUUCUUUAAGUAAA